This is a messenger RNA of Closterium sp. NIES-67, 1475 nucleotides long. The record is from the annotation of a GenBank genome assembly. Lineage: Eukaryota; Viridiplantae; Streptophyta; Zygnematophyceae; Desmidiales; Closteriaceae.
AACCCAAGUCCAAGCGGCGCUAUCCGACAAGGACACGUUAGUCCUGGGCGGCUCCAUGCUCAUGAGGCGCGUGGCGGGGGCGGCUCCAUGGUGGCGGUGUUUCGCAGACAGAUGGAUGCAUACCAGACGGCCGAGCUGGUGGCAGUUGUUGGGAUUCGAACCCAGCUCACUCUGUCUACUGCACGACAAGUGUCGCCGUCCGUGAAGGCGACGGCAGGGGUGACGUGGCAUGCUGAUGAUGGCUCGCUGUCAUUGGCCAAUUCGUGGACGUCCCAGAUCACAGAAUCCACUGCAGCAUCUAUCAACAUUGGGUUGGGAGCCGAUGGAGGUGCAGGAGUGGGGUGGCACACACAAAAGGACAAGAAUAAUUUCAAUGCAGAGCUUAAAGUGGGAGCAGGUUUGUCCUCAGGGGCCUCACAGCGACCUUCGUCAGAAGGUUCUCAGAACAUUCAUCAGGGAGAAUACACGGCAGGCUGGGAACGAGCAGACGUGGAGGUGGGUGGCAGCAGGAAGAUAUCGGACAACAGCUCUUUGGGGUUCUUUGUCACCAUGGGGCUCCAGGGCACACUAUGGAAGGUUCGCUACUCUCGAGGCGGCCAGAAGGUCACUGUGCCUAUUCUCCUCUCCCCCACUCUACGACCAGCCAUCAGCGUUCCGGCCAUUCUCAUUCCCUCGGUCACAUACGCUGUCCUUAAGCAUUGGGUGUUCAGCCGGUGGAAACAGAUCCGGGAGGCUCGGCAGGACCGGGAGGUUCGGCAGAAGUCAGCUAAGCAGGUCUGGGAGUCCAUGGCUGAGGCUCGGCAGCUCCAGGACAUGAUGACCCCGGUGGUAACCAGACGGGUAACCGCGUUACAGCAGCGGCAAAACGGCAACGCUCUGAUGAUCAUAUCGGCGAAAUACGGACGCCUGGGAGGAGCUGGGGGGGAAGGAGAGAGGGAGAGUCGAAACGAGAGCACGAAUAGUGGCAAUGGCAGUGGCAGUGGGGUAGUGGUAGUGGUAGUGGUGGUGGUAGUGGUGGGAGGGAAGGGGAAGGGAGAAGAGCUGCAUCUGGAAUUGGCUCGAUGUUUGAGAGAAUAGGCGGGCUGCUCAGGAGAGGUUUGGGAGGAAUCGGAGGGGGAGGAGGAGGAGGAGAGGAGGGACAACACACUACAGGUGCGUGCGAGGUGCUUGCGCUGCUCCUCUGUGCGUGAGUAUGGGAUGAAGAUGAGUGGGAGCGGAGAGCGUGGUGCUGCGUACCUCCUGCAGUGUGGGAUGUGCGCAUUCCACUGCAAUUCCUUGUCGAUGAUGCAAGCAACACGCUGCAGGUGAGUGUCUGAGUGUGUAUGUGUGUAUGGGUGAUGAGUUAGUGUGCGCAUGUACGUGCAUAUCUGCAUGUAUGCAUCUUCGCAUUCUUCUCUUUCUCCUCCCCUGCUACCCAAGCCAGUGAGCAGGAAAGGCGAUGCUCAACCCUGUGCUAAGACUGCUCCGGAUCCCAG